This is a messenger RNA of Dioscorea cayenensis subsp. rotundata (Guinea yam), 891 nucleotides long. Its product is annotated as mannose-specific lectin 2-like. The record is from RefSeq and is a predicted model, not a curated record. The coding region runs from base 1 to 891 and encodes 296 amino acids. NCBI's taxonomy places the organism in Eukaryota, Viridiplantae, Streptophyta, Magnoliopsida, Dioscoreales, Dioscoreaceae. The transcript has a single exon.
AUGGCUGAUCACUAUCAUCUUCUCCCAUUAAUCCUCGCCCUAAUUCUUCUCAUCCUCCCAUCAUCCUCCCAUGCAAAAACCCAAGCCAUGUUCUCGGAGCCUCUCCAAUUCCUCUUCGGCGGCCAAAGUGUGACUGAUGGUGACCUAACUUUAUCCCUAUCCAACGACUGUGGCCUUAUCCUCUACAAAGCCGGAAGCCCCGUCCUAGACUUCAACACCAGCACCACCACCACAUACUGUGCCCUCUUACUCAACAAAUAUGGCCAACUUCUUCUCGUCCCUGAUAACGAGCGAACCCUCACUCAAGCCAUCAGCACGAAGACCAAGUCCGGCCGAUUCGCUUUGCUAUUUGUAGACGGCAAGCUCGGUAUCUUUGGGCCUGCCAUCUGGAAUAAUGGUGUCAAUCAUUCAACUUUAUUUAAUUGGAACAAACCCACCCCAGGCUAUAACCAUGAAAAAAUCAAGACAGCGUCCACAGAUUACAUUCUUUUCUCUGGUAACAUGGCCAAUGGCAGUGCAAAUGGUGAUGUUGUUAUUGCACAAAAUGGCGAGGUUUCAGCCACUAUUACUAAAAAGUGUGCACUCGCUGUGAAUGAUGAUACUGGCAACACUAUAUGGUCAUCAGCGCCAACGAGUGCUGAACCAACACAGUGCUUCCUUGAGCUUACGUCUCAUGGAGAGCUUCUUCUUCAAGGGUAUAAUGAAUCUGGGAUUUUUACACAGUGGAGUGGUGGAUGUUCAACGGAAGAGAAACUUUAUGUUUGUCUUCUGCGGUAUUAUGGUCGGAUUUCUAUUUAUGGACUUAAGACUUGGCUUUAUGAUGGUUCUUCUUCUUUUGCUGCUGCUGUUUCUGUUGUUGUUGCUGAGAAUAUCAAGAUGGUGACAGUUUAG